This is a messenger RNA of Neltuma alba, 1554 nucleotides long. Its product is annotated as carotenoid 9,10(9',10')-cleavage dioxygenase 1. Gene Ontology annotation, cellular component: chloroplast stroma. The record is from RefSeq and is a predicted model, not a curated record. The coding region runs from base 89 to 1411 and encodes 440 amino acids. The transcript is spliced from 13 exons. NCBI's taxonomy places the organism in Eukaryota, Viridiplantae, Streptophyta, Magnoliopsida, Fabales, Fabaceae. Gene Ontology annotation, molecular function: carotenoid dioxygenase activity. Gene Ontology annotation, biological process: carotene catabolic process.
GAUUGUUUAAAAUGGAGAGUUUGUCAGGGUGGGACCUAAUCCUAAGUUUGCUCCUGUGGCUGGAUAUCACUGGUUUGAUGGAGAUGGAAUGAUCCAUGGCUUGCGUAUCAAAGAUGGAAAAGCGACAUAUGUUUCCCGAUUUGUGAAAACAUCUCGUCUUAAGCAAGAAGAAUAUUUUGGAGGUUCUAAGUUUAUGAAGAUUGGAGAUCUUAAAGGUUUUUUUGGACUUAUAAUGGUUAACAUGCAAAUGCUAAGAGCUAAAUUGAAAGUACUAGAUAUGUCUUAUGGACAUGGAACAGCUAACACAGCUCUUGUAUAUCACCAUGGAAAGCUUCUAGCACUCUCUGAAGGAGAUAAACCUUAUGCCGUUAAAGUUUUUGAAGAUGGGGAUUUGCAAACUCUUGGCCUACUGGACUAUGACAAGAGAUUGAACCAUUCCUUCACUGCUCAUCCAAAAGUUGACCCGUUUACUGGUGAGAUGUUCACAUUUGGCUAUUCACAUACGCCACCAUAUAUAACUUACAGAGUAAUCUCAAAGGACGGAUAUAUGCAUGAUCCUGUACCUAUAACAAUAUCAGAGCCCAUCAUGAUGCAUGAUUUCGCCAUCACAGAGAAUUAUGCAAUAUUCAUGGAUCUUCCUUUGUAUUUUAGACCAAAGGAAAUGGUGAAGGAGAAAAAAAUGAUAUUCUCGUUUGAUUCAACCAAAAAAGCUCGUUUUGGGGUACUGCCUCGAUAUGCCAAGAAUGAGAUGCAAAUUAGAUGGUUUGAGCUUCCAAACUGCUUCAUAUUUCACAAUGCUAAUGCUUGGGAGGAGGAGGAGGAUGUCGUUUUGAUUACCUGCCGUCUUGAGAAUCCAGAUCUGGACAUGGUCGGGGGUGCUGUCAAGGAAAAGCUUGAUAAUUUUGUAAAUGAGCUGUAUGAAAUGAGAUUCAACAUGAAAACUGGUCUAGCUUCACAGAGGAAACUAUCAGCAUCUGCUGUAGAUUUUCCUAGAGUAAACGAGAGCUAUACUGGCAGGAGGCAGCGAUACGUUUAUGGAACCAUAUUAGACAGCAUUGCCAAAAUCACAGGUAUUAUCAAAUUUGAUCUGCACGCUGAACCAGAUUCUGGGAAAACAAAGCUUGAAGUUGGAGGAAACAUUCUGGGUAUCUAUGACUUGGGGCCAGGGAGAUUUGGUUCUGAGGCUAUUUAUGUCCCUCGCGUGCCUGGCACUGAUUCGGAGGAAGAUGAUGGAUACUUGAUAUUUUUCGUGCACGACGAGAAUACGGGAAAAUCAGCAGCGCACGUCAUCGAUGCAAAGACAAUGUCAGCUGAUCCUGUUGCAGUUGUUGAAUUGCCACACAGAGUUCCAUAUGGUUUCCAUGCCUUCUUUGUGACAGAGGAACAACUGCAAGCACAGGCCAAACUCUGAGAGUCUUAACUCGUAACAGAAGAUAAUGCAUCCCCUGCUGCCUCUGUACUCUUUUACACAUCAUUCUCAUUCACUUGUUUGUUUUAUACAUGCAUACAUGCAUAUAUAUAUAUAUAUAUAUAUAUAUAUAUAUUCAGAGGACA